AACGAGUAACGUCCACUCGUGUCUAACAACUUACUUGGUGUCCAUCUUUCAUUCAAGUCACCAUGUCGGCGUCGUACGAAGGUUUGAGGGUCAAUGAAGUGGAAAAGAUGAAAUUCGCCUUUCAAAUCUACGAGACGAGUCCGGAUAAGAUGGACUCGCUGAUGCUGGGCGACUUGCUGCGAGCGGUCAACAUCAAUCCGAGUCUCGAGAGGAUGAAGGCCUUCGGCAUCGGCAAGAAAGCCGGAGAGAAGACCUUCAACACGGACGAAUGCCUCAAGAUCUACUCCGAGUUGAAGAAGGAGGUCAAAGAUAUGGGAUGCUACGAGGACUUCAUCGAAUGUCUGAAGCUCUACGAUAAAGCGGAAAACGGAAAGAUGCUGCUCGGCGAAUUGCAGCAUUCGCUUCUCUCACUUGGCGAGAAACUGUCCGACGAUCAAGUCGAAAAACUUUUCGACGACUGCAUGGGCGAGGAGAACGACGAGGGCGAAAUCGAUUACGUCCUUUCAUUUUCAGCGCAAAUUACGUGACCCGCCAUCUAUACGUACAUUCUCGUACAACUUCAAGCAUAAACGAAAUCUCAAUGUUCCAAUACAUUUAGAUUCCCAAUUAAUGAUCUAAUUACGAACUGAGAUGAUAUAAACGGCUGAACUAUAACCUUCACACAAAUUCCGAUAGAUGGCCGCAACCAACAACCAUUGUAUUACGCAAUUGGGUCAUGUUUUGGUACUGAAUCGAAGCUUAUAGUUCAGACAUUUUGGCGCUGCUCCAACUUCGAGUUCGUUAUUAAGGCCUUAAAUGCGUAAAUCUUAUUACCAAAUUUAUUAAGUUGCAAAUACUAUUAAUGUAUGUUCAGAUACUUAAUGGAAAUAGUGUAAGACAAUUCGGUAAUUUGCUUUAAACUAAACGCGAUCAGCGCCAUCGCACGGCCGAUUUUAAAACAUGAGAUUUAAAUUUGAAUUUUAUGUUUUGAUUAAUUUGAUAAUUAAUGAAUACCUUAACGCAGAUUAUUAUAAUGAGAUUUGUGUUUGCUGGUUGUUAUUGAAU
Molecule: messenger RNA, 1044 nt
Organism: Nicrophorus vespilloides
Lineage: Eukaryota; Metazoa; Arthropoda; Insecta; Coleoptera; Silphidae
Product: myosin light chain alkali-like
Exons: 6
Coding region: 63-527 (154 amino acids)
Cellular component (GO): muscle myosin complex
Source: RefSeq, a predicted model, not a curated record